Molecule: messenger RNA, 2486 nt
Organism: Armigeres subalbatus
Lineage: Eukaryota; Metazoa; Arthropoda; Insecta; Diptera; Culicidae
Product: cationic amino acid transporter 3-like
Exons: 4
Coding region: 63-1943 (626 amino acids)
Biological process (GO): L-arginine import across plasma membrane; L-ornithine transmembrane transport
Cellular component (GO): plasma membrane
Molecular function (GO): L-ornithine transmembrane transporter activity; L-arginine transmembrane transporter activity; L-lysine transmembrane transporter activity
Source: RefSeq, a predicted model, not a curated record
UUUUUUUUCUGCCGUCCUCAAUUCACAGCGCGAAGCCGUCCAACGUAACUCACCGCUAAAACAUGCGCCAAGGUGGUCGGUUGGACCGAUUCUGGAUUGCACUGACGCGCAAGAAACGCAACGAAGAUGACGGAAGCGACUCGCAGCUGGCCCGUGUCCUCUCGCUACUGGAUCUAACCGGUCUGGGGGUGGGCAGCACCCUUGGUUUGGGGGUGUACGUUCUGGCCGGAUCGGUAGCCUACGAGCAAGCUGGCCCCGCCGUUGUUAUUUCGUUCCUGGUGGCGGCCGUGGCCUCUGCCAUUGCUGCCCUCUGCUACGCAGAAUUUGCCGCCCGAGUACCGAAGGCCGGAUCCGCUUACAUCUACAGUUACGUCAGUAUCGGCGAAUUUGCGGCUUUUACGAUUGGAUGGAACCUUAUUUUGGAAUAUGUUAUAGGCACAUCCAGCGUAGCCCGUGGCAUGAGCGGUUACAUCGAUGAGCUGUCUGGCAACAAAAUCAGCACAGCUUUGAAGGAAACCAUGGGCAUGAACGUGAGCUUCCUUUCAGAUUAUCCGGACUUUUUCUCCUUCGUAGUGGUGCUGAUCCUGGCCGCACUGCUGGCGUAUGGCGUCAAGGAAUCCACACUGUUGAACAACAUCUUCACCGGAGUGAACUUGUGUGUUAUUGGGGUCGUGCUGGUCGCUGGUGGCAUGAACUGUGAUCCGGCCAACUGGAAUAUCAAGCCGGAGGACAUCCCCGAAGGCAUCGAUGGUGGCGUGGGAGGAUUUGCUCCAUAUGGCUUUGCAGGAAUCAUGGCUGGAGCGGCAAAGUGUUUCUACGGUUUCGUAGGGUUUGAUUGUAUUGCUACUACAGGAGAGGAAGCUAAGAACCCCAGCCGUAACAUUCCAUUGGCUAUCGUGAUCUCCUUGAUCAUCAUUUUCCUGGCCUAUUUCGGUAUUUCUACUGUGUUAACUAUGGCAUUGCCAUACUAUCUGCAAAAUCCGGAUGCCCCAUUUCCGCAUCUGUUCAAUCAGCUCGAAUGGCACGCAAUCAAGUGGAUCGUGUCGAUCGGUGCAAUAUUCGCUUUGUGCACCAGUUUGCUUGGCGCUAUGUUCCCCCUACCUCGUGUUCUGUACGCCAUGUCUUCCGAUGGAAUCAUCUACAAGAAAUUGCGCACGGUUCAUCCGAAAACGCAAACUCCCGUAUUCUCCACUAUUUUGGCAGGACUUCUGGCCGCUACAAUGGCUAUGUUGUUCAACCUGCAGCAGCUGAUUGAUAUGAUGUCGAUCGGUACAUUGAUGGCCUACACGAUCGUCGCAGUAAGCGUUCUUGUGUUGAGAUAUGAGGAUCGAACGCUUGUACAGAGUACAAACGUUACGAUACCGAACGUGUUCCGACAACUAUUCAACGUGGACAAGCUGCAGAACCCAACCACGCUGUCGUCGAGCAUAGUGAAAUUCGGCAUUUGCGUUUUCGCCAUCCUCGUGUGUGCCGUGUGUACGAUCUUCAUUGUGGCAACCGAUGAGCUUGCCGAAGCAUAUCCGGGAACAGUAGCAGCCGUUUGCGUACUGGGUGCCUUCAUGAUUCUGCUGAUCAUCAUCACUGCCCUCCAGCCAACGGAAAGCACCAAACUAACGUUCAAAGUUCCUCUGGUUCCCCUACUGCCCAUGUUGAGUGUAUUCUUCAACCUGUACCUGAUGUUCCAGCUGGAUGCCGGGACGUGGGUUCGAUUUGCCAUAUGGGUCAUUAUCGGUUACAUCAUCUACUUCACGUAUGGAAUCAAACAUUCCGUGGAAGGCGCGAUGGCCAAAGAAAUUCCAGUGAACGGAAAUGGCGUCACUGUGCUGAAGAAUGGAAUCGAUAACAACGCUUUUGAUGGAAGUCACGACAAAUUUGUAUCGACCGUGCCGGCCGAGAACCCUCGAAGAAGUUCGAAAAACUCCUACUCACUCAACAACGAAUAGCUAAGUGGCAGGACAUUCCAGCAAGAGGCAUUUCCGUACACUUGAGGAUGUUUAGUGGAUAAGUACAAAUAAUCAAGAGAGUAUAUUAGGAUAUAUUAGCUCUCUCGAAUCGAUUUUACUUUGAUGAAAGGGCACUUGCCGUUGCCGAGUGGCCAGCAGGAUGUUUCAAGUGUAUUAUAGACAUUAGAAGUCGUGGUAUUUUUGCAUAGUUGAAAUUUUACCAGAGUAGAUAAGAACCAGACGCUUAGUGAUACUAAAUGUGGUCUUAAAAAAAGUAUUUUCCUGCUCCCGUCUGGUGUCGCGAAUGGGAUGCACGUACCUAUGCAGUAGUUAUGAGGCGACACAGAAACAAUGCUUGUGAUAAAUGAAUUUAAGGGUACGAUUUUUACUUUUUAUCAAUUUAAACGAUAAAUCACGACAAUAUUUUAAGACAGCAGAGAAGUAAUGCCUAAUUUUAAAAACCAAUGUACAUUAGACACCUCAAAACCAGAUUGUGUCCUAAGUUGUAAUUGAGCAAAACCUAAUAAAUCAAGAUUAACGUAA